This is a messenger RNA of Bufo bufo (common toad), 828 nucleotides long. RefSeq names its product ankyrin repeat domain-containing protein 9-like. Lineage: Eukaryota; Metazoa; Chordata; Amphibia; Anura; Bufonidae. Gene Ontology annotation, molecular function: protein binding. The transcript has a single exon. The record is from RefSeq and is a predicted model, not a curated record. Bases 1 to 828 code for a protein of 275 amino acids.
AUGAAGGACAUCCAGUUGGACUACAUCCAACCAUCGAACAUUUUUCAUUUGGCUAUCAAGAACCAUGAGCCUGUGUGGAAGCUGGAGAGCCUGAGAGCUCAAGUCUAUUUUGACUGGGAAGUUGACCCUGAAGACCGGAGAUACUCACCCUCCAGUGGCCUUUUCUAUGCUGUGAUUCACAACAAUAUCCAGUAUGCUCGAUACCUUUUGUCGCACUUCCCUAAGGAUUCCAUCAAAGUUCCAGGAUUUAAACGUGACCAGUGUCCACGUUAUGCAUUUCAUCUGGGUUUGGCCAUCACCUACAACCGCCAGAAAAUCCUAUCCAUGAUUAUUGAGACGUGUCAAAAAGAUCCUGUUCUCCAAUCCUACAUAAACUUAGAGAUUUUCUUCUAUCCGAUGGAAGGGAAGACUCCUCUUCAUCUGGCCUGUGAACUUCUCAGAUCAGAUCUUGUCUUAACUUUGCUAUGCCACGGUGCUGCAUCCAGAGCUGAUGACCUGGGACGGACGCCGAUGGAUGUCAUAUUGACCCAUCUUUGGAGCUCAAAGGACAACAUGAACCCGAAGAUCCAGUGUUUAGAUUACCUCCUGCUCUUCACACUGCCCGGAAGAUUACAAAUGAGCAGAACUUUGCAGGAGAAUAGGGAAUACUGGCGGACGUUACUGGGAGAUGACAUUUACGAUUUCUUGUUGGGGAUAAGGCUAGCUCCUUUAGGUUUGAUGUCCAUGAAGAAGGUUCUUCAGCAAUUACCGCCAUCAGAAUUUCAGAUAUCUAUUCAACAACUUCCCAUCCCUCAAAGCAUGAAGAACAGGUUCACCCUUGGAUAUUAG